Messenger RNA from Capsicum annuum, 1274 nucleotides. RefSeq names its product ADP-ribosylation factor 1-like 2. The record is from RefSeq and is a predicted model, not a curated record. Gene Ontology annotation, biological process: vesicle-mediated transport; intracellular protein transport. Gene Ontology annotation, molecular function: GTPase activity; GTP binding. Gene Ontology annotation, cellular component: cytoplasm. The coding region runs from base 367 to 948 and encodes 193 amino acids. The transcript has 7 exons. Lineage: Eukaryota; Viridiplantae; Streptophyta; Magnoliopsida; Solanales; Solanaceae.
AACAUGCCAAACAGAGAAUCUCUAUGGUACCAACUACUCCUACUAAACAAGAAAAAGAGGGACGGAUAAAAGUCUAUUAUGAUGUGUUGUUAUAUACACACAGCGAAGGAAUACAAUACGUAAGUGCCCAGAAAGUGGAAAAGGAAAAGUAAGCGCCCCCCCCCCCCCCCACCCCCCCUCGCUACCCCCCAAAAAAAAACAGCAAAAAAAAAAAAAGAGAGGGAGCCAGCAAAAACUUGGCAACUUUCUCUGCAAGCACAAGUUGUGUUCAUCGAUCAUCAAAAUAUAGUAGUAGGUAAAAUAGCCUUGGUUGUUCGGGUUAGCUCUCCAGUUUCUUCUGAUUCGCUAUCGCUUCAUCAGCCAAAAAUGGGACAAGCCUUUCGCAAGCUGUUCGAUACCUUCUUCGGCAAUUCUGAGAUGAGGGUUGUAAUGCUUGGGCUUGAUGCGGCUGGAAAAACAACUAUAUUAUAUAAACUGCACGUAGGAGAAGUUCUAUCAACAGUUCCUACCAUCGGAUUCAAUGUGGAAAAAGUGCAGUACAAAAAUGUAAUUUUUACUGUGUGGGAUGUUGGUGGACAAGAGAAAUUAAGACCACUCUGGAGGCACUACUUCAAUAACACAGAUGGACUGAUUUAUGUCGUCGAUUCUUUGGAUCGAGAGAGGAUUGGAAAGGCAAAACUAGAAUUUCAGGCCAUUAUCAGAGAUCCAUUUAUGCUUAAUGCAAUCAUCUUGGUUUUUGCUAACAAACAAGACAUGAGAGGAGCAAUGACACCAAUGGAAGUGUGUGAAGGCCUUGGUCUGUAUGAGCUUAAAAAUCGAAAAUGGCAUAUACAAGGUACAUGUGCACUUAGAGGGGAUGGCCUAUACGAGGGAUUGGACUGGUUAGCCAGCACUUUGAAAGAACACAAGGCCGCUGGAUACUCUUCAAUAGGCCCUUCAUCCUUCUGAGUGAUCAGACUUACUAAUGAACUUGAACCUCUUUUUCGAGGAGCACCACUGCAUAUCCGGCUGUUUAUAAAUUGGAGGAUCAUGAAAUCGCAAUGAUAGUUUUUACCCUUGUAUUUUUUAAUGUUAGUCUUGUUUCCUGGCUUAGUGUGAUUCUUGAUCUUUGAUUCUGAUGUAAAUUGAAACCUCGGAAUUACAGUUCAUGUUAACCAGACGUAGCAAAUGCUUCUGUUGAUACCAACUGCAGUAUGCUUCCAUGUGAAUAUGGUGACUAAUCUAGUCAACACAUGCUCAAUACAGAAGGCAAACACGAGUUUAUUUUAGCUUCA